GCCCCGCUGCGCUCGGUGCUGAGCGACUUCGACACCAUCCAGAAGGAGCAGAAGGAAGCCAACGGCUGCACAGAGAAGCAAGACUGGUGGCUGCGCCGCUCCGAGCUGGACCGCAGGAUGAAGAGCCUCAUCGAGACCCUGGAGACGCAGGUGCUGGGCUGCUGGAGGGGAGUCCUGCUCCCCACCGGCCCCGAGCCCGGUCUGGCAGAGGAAGCUGCCCGCUUGCACCCCCAGCUCUGCCGCUGCGGCUGGAGGGACUCGGAUCCCACCCUGCUCAAGGUGCCCGGGCUGGGCCCCGCAAUGGAGGCGGCGGCGAAGCGGAGAGCCUGCGCCGAGCAGAGCGGUGGCUCGCUCGUCCUGGUUCUGGAUAAGCACCUGCAGAAGCUGCCCUGGGAGAGCAUGGCGUGCCUGAAGGCUGUGCCCGUAACCAGGCUCCCUUCCCUGCGCUUCCUGCUCAGCUACUCCUUGGCACAGAAGCGGACAGGGUCUGUGCUGAGCCGCGGCGUGAACCCCAGCAGCACUUUCUACGUCCUCAACCCGCACAGCAACCUCCUGGGCACCGAGGAGCGAUUUCGGGGCUGGUUCGAGAGCGAGCCCGGCUGGAGAGGGGUGACAGGAGCCAUCCCGAGCCCGGAGCAGAUGCAGGCAGCCCUCCUGCAGCACGACCUUUACAU
Phaethon lepturus (White-tailed tropicbird) is the source of this 674-nucleotide messenger RNA. Its product is annotated as separin-like. The record is from RefSeq and is a predicted model, not a curated record. Gene Ontology annotation, biological process: proteolysis; meiotic chromosome separation. The annotation marks the transcript as partial. Gene Ontology annotation, molecular function: cysteine-type endopeptidase activity. NCBI's taxonomy places the organism in Eukaryota, Metazoa, Chordata, Aves, Phaethontiformes, Phaethontidae. The transcript is spliced from 6 exons. Gene Ontology annotation, cellular component: mitotic spindle; cytoplasm; nucleus.